Molecule: messenger RNA, 10936 nt
Organism: Zootoca vivipara (common lizard)
Lineage: Eukaryota; Metazoa; Chordata; Lepidosauria; Squamata; Lacertidae
Gene: MIA2
Product: MIA SH3 domain ER export factor 2
Biological process (GO): protein secretion; endoplasmic reticulum to Golgi vesicle-mediated transport; vesicle cargo loading
Cellular component (GO): endoplasmic reticulum membrane; endoplasmic reticulum exit site
Molecular function (GO): protein binding
Source: RefSeq, a predicted model, not a curated record
AGUUCACUGAGCAGCUUGUUUAUGCAAGUGGACUCUGGACGUAGAAGGAAAAUGGAACCCAAAAGAUUUUAUAUAUAACUAAAUGGAGGGGGGUGAAUGAUGUUUCAGACUUCUAUUGCCAAGACACAAUCUGUUUUUCUUUUUUAUUCUGUCAGGGAUCAGCUUUUUUUUACCAUUUAGGAUGCUGCCGAUUUGGGACAUCAGAAUUUUAUUUUUGAUCUUUUCAUUGCUAACUAUCACCAAGAGCACAAAGUUGUUGUCGGGCCACAAAAAGUGUGGCGAUCCAGAAUGUGAAACUUUAAUGAGCAGAGUGCUAGCCAUUAAGGACUACAUAGGACCUGACUGCCGCUAUUUGAACUUCAGAACUGGGGAAGAGAUAAUGGUAUACUCCAAACUCUCCAGGAAAAGGGAGGAUUUGUGGGCAGGAAGUAAAGGUGCAGAUUUUGGAUAUUUCCCAGUGCAUGCAGUCCGGAUUGAAGAAACUUUUACUACAAAAGAAGUAGAACUGCCAACUAAGGAAACUGAUUUCCUUUGUCUUGAUGAAGGGGAAUACGUUUUUGAAAAUGAAGACAGCAUACUUAAUCAUUAUGACAAAGAAAAUGAAUAUAUACCUCCGUACUCAUAUGAAAAAGACACCAAAUUGGAAAUGCCUGAAGAUGAAGUCUUGAAACUUGGAGGUACAUCUUACCCAAAUGAAUAUAAAGAACAAUUUCCUGACAGUCAAGAAUCUGACAGUAAAUACAAAGACCUGCAUACGCUGGAAACUGCAAGCCGUGGUGAUACAGAACUCAGAGACGGGGAGACUAGACAAGAUGAGACUACUCCGGAAGAAGACCAUUUUAGUCAGACUCCGCAAGCUGUCCCAACUCAGUCAGUCUGGACUGUGUCUGGUUUUGUUGGCUGGCUUGGCUUGGGAAGUAAUGAAAAUGAGGAGGUGGUCAGAAAAAUAUCACAGAAAACAGAAGAAGUUACAUUCAGGCGCAGGAAAAUAGCAAUAACUGAUGAUAGUGGCUUUAAAAAAUUAAAUGAAGAGGGUGAAACAGCACCACAGGGCUCCAGCUGGUUUAAAAGUACUUUCACAAAUUUGAUGCAUCUUGGAAGUGACAACUCAGAACUUGAUCUGCUGUAUAAAGAAAAUGAUCCAGAAAUCCACGACAGCUGCACCACUGCUGGCACUCCCGGCAACCAUGGCAGUUCUACCGCAUCAGAAGGAAUAAAAGAACGUAGCAAUUCUGAACAAGCUGAAUCAAGCUGGUUUGAUCUGGAAUUCAGUGAUAUUUUGCCUUUUCGUUAUGCUACAGAAAACGCAGACAAAGAAAAGCUUGCAGGUGGAGGAGAAGCAGAUCAAGAUGAAGAGCAGCACCCAAGUGAACAAUCAAGCUUAAUGGACGAUGGCUUGAGAAAGCAAACAGGCAGACUGAUGCCCGAUGAAGAACGAGACAAAGGGGAAAUUGUUCAAGAAACCCCAAAGCAAACAGCUGAACCAACUCUUUACGAAGAACAAGUGAAAGAAAAAUAUGACCAAGAAGCCCCAGGCAUACAUGUUAGGAAAACAGAUUCUGAUGUGCAGUUAGCAGAUGAGCAUGGUGAUAAACGACUUAAGUCUCCCUAUGCAGAACAGGAUUCAAUACCAGACAACCAAGUUAUGGAAAUCAAUAAAAUUAAAGCUGUAACAAAGGAGUCAGAAAGAACAAAUGACCAGUCAGGUUGGUAUGAAAGUAUGUAUAACAGUUUCAUUGAUUAUAAUAGGAUUACAUCAGAUAAUCAACCAGGGCAUGAGUAUGUAACUGUUGAGAGUCCACAGGAAUCAGCUGUAGAUGAGUUAUCGUAUAGUAUAGGUCAAGGUACUGCAAAGGAAGAAAAUCAUGAGGGUCCUAAAAACCCGAUAUCUUUCUUUUCUGUUAGUUAUUUUACAAGUGUACUGAAUUUUCAGAGUUUUAUAUCUGAAGGAACCGAUCAUGCUCAGCAUGCACACAAUAAUCUAAAGUCUAGUGAGGAAAACACCCAAUUUAAAAAGAGUGAGGAAGUAUUACAUAUAGGCAAAGAAGAAUUACUAGAAAAUCAGAAUAUUACUGAAAAGGUGCCAGAAAACAGAGGUGCUGAUACUACCCAGGGAAACGUUUUGCUGCCUUCUUUAGCAGUAAAAGGCAGUGAAGAAAGUAGAGGAAAGAGACAGGGUGAAGAACUAGCGAAAGAUAACACACCACAUCAUUUGCCAGUAAAAUCUGCAGAGUUGGAACACCAGGUUUCCUAUGGUCAAUGUACAGGGAAAAAUUUGUAUGGAAGACCUGAGGACCAUAGUUUGGACACACAAGGCCAUUCCAAUAUAGAAGAUAAAAACAAUGUUCGUAACUUAGAGGCCAAACAACAGUUUUCUUUAGACCCACGAAAGCUAGCUGAUUUGGCAGAGCGAAAGGAUUAUGUUAGUGAAGACACAUAUUCCUAUGAAAAAUCUAUCCUAGGAGAAGAUGAGCCACAUGAUGGGAAAGCUGUCAGACCAGAUAAUGUUGAACAAGCACUAUUUUUCGAGGAGCUGAAUGAACAUGCAGAUAGUUUUUCCAAAUCAAAGAACAUUCCAGGCGAAGAUAAGAUACCUCUUGAUGAAGAUAAGCCAGUUAUCCAAGGGAGCAGAGACUUUAAUACAAAAUAUCAGAAUCCAUUUUUAACAGAACAAUAUGAAGCACCAGAAUUAACAUACAGUGUAAGAAGACCACCACCACCACCACAACAACAACAACAGUAUAAGGCUAUUAACAAAGAUUCCAAAUCUAGCAAAUACAAUGUUAAUAAAAAUAAUUGUUUAGUCUCAAAAGUUUUGAAUGGGAGUAGUCAUACUCCUGCCAUAGGUUAUACAGAUGUUAUGAAAGGAAUACAAGUUUCAGAUCCAGUGCUACAUUUACAUUCAAAAAAACAUAUAAACAACAGUAUAAGGGCAGAUAAUGUUAUAGAUUCUCAUGAUGAAAAGAAACUUCCUGAUGUUAAAAAUAUAGAAAGUGUCCCCUCCCAUGCCAUCCAAGAUUAUUUUUCUAUCAACCCCAGUGCUGAAGAUGAGAUGAACCAAAGUCUAGUUACUAAGGUAGGUAAGAAUUUGUUUUCUCAAGAAAGUGCAAAAGAACAGAUGCAUUUUUCACAGCAUAUUUCAGAACUUAGUGAAGGCAAACAAGGACACAAUGAACAAAAUACAUCAAAUAAUCAAGGACCAUCCCCACUGUCUGAGGAAGUGUUUCAAAGUGAAAAGGAGAUUUCCGGGCCUAGCAGCUGCAUACUGAAUUAUGAUUCUGUCGCCUAUGGUGUGCAGAAGAAAGGCUUUCAGGGCCCACAAGUGCAGAUAGGUGAAAAAGGUGUUGAAGAGGAACAAAAUUCAAAAGCAAUAGAGGAACAUUUUGAUAGUGCUCACGUUAGUGAUGCUUCAUUAAUAGAUCAGCAAGAGCAAAGUGUAUUUCCUUAUCCUAGCUCCUCUGGCACUUUUCCCAAGAAAAGUGUUCACUCACCACAAAUGUGUGCAAGUCUGACACAUCAGAAGGAAGAUAAAGAGUUAAAAGGCAAACAAGUAUCAUCUUCCUCUCUUGACUGUCAGAGUACCAAUAUUAUGAGCUUAGUACCUGACAAAAAGUUUAUGAGUCAGAAGGGACAUGAUAGAAAACAACAUUUAACUGCGGGUUUAGAAGUGAAGAAGCUUAGAAUCUCAGCUCAGCAUAAAAAAAUAGAUAGCAUUCCAAAUACUGAAGAAACUAAACCUGAUUAUCAGAAACAAAUAGCAUACACAACUUCAAAGAUAACUGACAUAAAACCUGAAGACAGUUUAGUGAUAACUGACUUUAAUAGUUUACCUCAGAAACAAUAUACCAUAGUUGGAACAAGUCCUGCCAGUGAAAAUCCAAUCCAGCACUUAGAAGUGCAAAGUGAUACAUCUGAUCUGGAUAAUAAUGUUAAUCCUAGCAAACAUUUAUCACAUCAUCUUCAGCCUGUGCAUGAUUAUAUGGAUCCUAUCCCUCCACAUGCUAAAGAUGCCAUGGACACACAGCAUUUAGCUAAAGAUCAUCACGAUGAAACAUUUGCACAUGAUUUAAUUUCUCCUUUUCCUAAAAAUCUAAACCAUGCAGAGAAAGUAGCUUAUUCUGGGCAUGCAAGAGAUAGUCAAGAAAAAGGCAAAACAGAUAAAGAUAGUGAGAAAAAACUAAGAUGCAAGAAUGUAGCUUGCACAAGUGACAAGACAGAGAAAGGAGGUGUCGGGAGUAACAUUUCUGGUAAACUAUCACGGCUUAUUGGAGAGCCAUUUAAAAAUAAGGGCGAUGAAGACUCUAAAAAAUAUGAAGAUAGUAGAAAUAUUAUUGGAACACAGCUUAAGACAAAGAGGCAGGAGGCUGAUGUAGUGAGAAGUAACUUUGAACAAGACAAAGGUGAAGUUCAGAGCGCAAAAUUUAUCAGGUAUUUAGAUAAUGUUAAAAUUAAGGAAGAGGGAUCUCAGGGCCCAGGGGAAAGAGACAGCAGCAUCCAGGAAAAAUCUGUUGCUGCAGACUCAAAAAAUUACAACCAAAAGUAUGACAGAUCUGCAAAUCAGGAGACAAUAGUUCAAAAUGGUCAGUUAACACCUGAUACAGAGUUGGACCUGAAAGAAGCCACUUCCUUCAGUGGAUUACAGGAACUUUAUUUCAAGUUUGUUGAGGAAUCUAAAAGGAUACUUGAAGCAAAUAUGUGUGAAAGGCAUGAACUGCAGCUACUAGAGCAAGAGUUUGAAAAACUUCGCCGUGAUAUCACCACUUUUCCAUGUGAAGAUAUUCGCAGGGUAAUGAAAGAAGUGACUACUUUGGUGGAACAUGAAAAUAAAUUAAACAGUGGACAUGAAAAGUGUUUGAAGGAUAAAGUGAAUUUACUUCCAGAACUGCACAGUCUUGUGCUGGACAUCAGAAACAAAUGUGAAACCCAAAAGGCAGAAUCAGGUAUGACCAAUAAUGGAAAAUUACCUGACGAUGCUCCUAAAGAAAAACAUCACUUGAAUUUGGAUAAAGAACCUAACAGUGGUCAACAUACAGAAGCAAAUAAUGUGUCUCCAGUAAAUACAGAGAAGAAAAUACGUACUUCAGCCAAAAAUAGUCACCAUCAGCCAAAUUCAAGAAGAAAAUUAUCAGAGAACAAUCUAGUGACUCAUAACUAUACUAUCAGUAAUGAAAGAGAAUGGCUAUUUCAGAUAAGCCUGCAUUUGAAUGACUUCUGUGCCAUUAUAACACCUGUUUUUUCAGUGAUGGCAUCUACCAGUAAAAAGGUUCUUGCAGCAUUGCCUGAAAAUAUGAAACCUGGUCCAGAUCUUUAUGGCUUUCCAUGGGAAAUGGUGGUUUGUGGUGCAGUUGUUGCCGUUUUUACUAUCUUACUUCUGAUGUGUAGGAGUUAUCAGUCAAUUAGAAGUAGACUUUAUGUAGGAAGAGAGAAACAGCUUGCCAGUAAAGUUGCUGAACUAGUUGAAGACAAAUGUAAAGUACUGGAAAAACUCAGUCUCUGCAAAAAAGAGUAUGAAGAGUUAGAAAACUUCCUAAAAGAUUCCAGUCUUCUGCAAGGGUCAGUCAGUACAUCAAGCAUGAAGGCAGCAUAUGAAGAACUGAGCAGCUCGAACUCUGCACUCAAGAGUGACAUAGAAUGUUUAGAAAAAGAAGUUAAAGAAGAGAAGUCCAAACGAUCAGAGCAGGAUGACUUGUUGAUUGAAAUACAGAGAAGAAUGGAAUCCUUAGAAAAUGAAGCAAAGUCUAUUCAAAUGCAAGUAGCUGAAGCCAAGUCCACAUUAAAAGUAUAUGAGAUCAACAGAGAGAGGUUGAAAACAUCUGUCCAAGAUGCAAUAGCUGAAAACAACCAACUUCAUGAAAGUGAAAAACAGCUCUUAAAAGAAGCUGAAGGACAGAGUGAACAAUUAAGUGAGUUAAAUGAGCAAGCAAAAAUGUUUGAAACCUCAAAAGCAAGUAUGGAGGAGACUCUUAAAAAUAAAGAAAGUCAAGCCAAGUCACUGACAGAGAGCUUGUUGAAGAUGAAAGACUGGAGCUUUACAUUAGAUGAACAUACUGCUGCUGAAGACAACCAUUGGGAUAAUGAUAUAAAGACUGAAACAGAAAAUGGGGAGCACUUAGAUGAUCAGGAAAAACGAACUGUAAAGAAGUUGAUUCAUGCUGCGAAGCUAAAUGCUUGUCUAAAAUCUAUGGAAUCAGAAAUAAAUCAAAUGUGUUCAAAGCUAACGGAUGAAAACAAAGCAAAAGAGCAACUUGCAGAACGCAUUGAAAAUCUGCAAAAGGAACAUAUCACAUUGCAUUCUGAAAAUACACACUUUGAAAGCGAAGUUCAGAAGCUUCAGCAAAAGCUUAAAGUCAUGACUGAACUGUAUCAAGAAAAUGAAAUGAACCUUCACAGGAAAUUAACUGUAGAAGAAAAAGAUCGUUUACAGAAAGAAGAAAAGCUUUCCAAAGUUGAUGAGACAAUCAGUCAUGCUGCUGAAGAAGUGAACCGUUAUCGACAACGAGCAGAAGAACUAGAAGAAGAACUGAAAAAAACAGUUCACUCUUAUGAGAAUCUGGUUAAGUCCCAUGAGCAGAAAGCUCAUGAUAACUGGCUGGCAGCACGGGCAGCUGAAAGGCACCUCAGUGAUAUAAGAGAAGAAAAUGCAUACAGUAGACAAAAAUUAACAGAAGCAGAAUUUAAAUUUGAUCGUUUGGAAAAGGAUCCUUAUGCUCUUGAUAUGCCAGUUAGGGCAUUUGGCAGAGAGCACUCCCCAUAUGGACCCUCACCAAUGGGCAGACCUUCAUCUGAAACAAGAGCUUUUCUUUCCCCUCCAACCUUAUUGGAGGGUCCCUUAAGAUUUUCACCUGUGCUUCCAGGUGGAGGAGGAGGAAGAGGAUCAAGAGGACCGGGGAAUGCUGGCAUGUAUGAAGUUAGUAAUGAAAGAGGAGAGUUGCAUUCUGACAGGUUAUCUGAUCCCCACAGACCACCUUCUGACACUGGAUCUUUGUCACCUCCAUGGGAUAGAGAUCACAGGAUAAUGCCCCUGCCUGCAGGUCAGCUGUAUAAUGAGCAAUCUCUUCCUCGAAGACCAGAAAGAUUUUAUUCCAGUCAUCCAAACUCAGGAAGACUUUCAGGACCAGCAGAACUAAGAAGUUAUAGCAUGCCUUCAUUUGAUAAAGCAGAUGGACAAGCAUCUGAGAAUAACUCAGGAACAGACUUAAGUGGAAAUGGAAUAAGAGAUCAUCCCAAUGACGGUAAUACGCUCAAUGCCUCGGAUCAGUCUCAUGCACCUGACAAUGGAGGCUUUGGGCCUGGAAUUGUGCCGCCGCCACUGCCCUUACUGCGAGCUCCUCUAAUGCCAAUGGACCCAAGGGGGCCUUUCAUGAGAAGAGGCCCUCCUUUUCCACCAGUGCCUCCUGGCGCAUAUGGACCUCGAGAAUAUUUCCCAAGGGAUUUUGCUGGUCUGCCACGUCCUCUUCUGCCAAUGAGAGGUCCAUUUCCUAUGAGGCCUUAUUCUCAAUACCCGCCUCCAAGGGCUGGUUUUUUCCCACCACUGCCAGCUGAGAGCAGAACUGAAAUGCCUGCUGAGUUAACACAUCCGUCAACUGCAUCUUCUGCAUCUCCUCAAGAAUCACAAGAAGAAACUUGACUCUAUUUUGAACUAGCUCUAUCCUUUUCCUCAGCUCAAUAAUUUGCUGUUAAGUAGCUAUUGUUACUUAACUGACAGUAUUUGCUCAAAUUGAAGCUUAAUAGGAUAAUUCUCAGGAGAGUGCCCUGUAAAUAAUGGUCUAACUGUGAAUAAAUUGAUUUUCAUUGUACAGCAGUAACUAAAUUAUUUUUAAUUUGCAUAUCUAGGAGAUGUAAAAAUUUGUACCAUGUAAGAACUCUCCCGUUGUUUUGGUCUCAUAGAAAAUGAUUGCAUGUGAAGAGAAAACUUGUAACAAAAGGCAAUGUGAAAAAAAUUAAAUGAAUUUAAUAAUUUUUGGUCUUUUGACUCUUCAAUGAAACAGGUAUCUCUGUUUUUUUGUUUUCUAAAGGUAGAGCAUAUGGGUUUAGAACAGGGUUUCCCAAACUUGGGCCUCCAACUGUUUUUGGAGUACAGUUCCCAUCAUCCCUGACUACUAAUCCUGCUAGCUAGGGAUGAUGGGAGUUGUAGUCUAAAAACAGCUGGAGACCAAAGUUUGGGAGACCCUGCUUUAGAAGUUACACCUUCUACCACUGAUAUUGGUCUGAAUUCACAGGUAUGAGGUAGGGAGGUGGCCUGUUAUAGAUGGGGUUGCACUCACCUGGGAAAAGCAGGUCUGUCCUUUGAGCAGGGGUGGCACUAUUCCUGGAUCCAGCACUCUCACUGAAAGACUCAGAUGGCUUUGGUGACUAGGAGGAGUGCCUUUUUCCAGCUUCAGCUGGUUUGUCAGUUAAGACCUUGACAGAGAUUAAAGUUAAAGGGGCCCCUCACCAUUAGUUCCAGUCGUGGCCAACUCUGGGGUUGCGGCGCUCAUCUCGCGUUAUUGGCCGAGGGAGCCGGUGUACAGCUUCCAGGUCAUGUGGCCAGCAUGACUAAGCCGCUUCUGGCGAACCAGAGCAGCGCACGGAAACGCUGUUUACCUUCCCGCUGUAACGGUACCUAUUUAUCUUCUUGCACUUUGACGUGCUUUCGAACUGCUAGGUAGGCAGGAGCUGGGACCGAGCAACUUGGCCACUAGUCCAUCCUCUGGUCUCUUCCAGAUCAGAUUAUUGCAACAUGAGGCUAGGUUCUAAAAAAACUGCACUGGUUGCUAUCAAGGUGCCCAAAUUAAUGUAGAGGGAAGUGAGGGGCAGAUGGGGCUCAUCAACCUGUGAGGGUAAACUCAUUUAGAAAACACUGACCCUAAACAUCUGCCUUGUGUGACAUCUUUGGGUGAAGAAAAACUAAGGAGUAAACCCUACACAAAUCCAGAUGGUUGAAUGGCGUCUUGUAUGACUCCUUCCAGCAACUUGUGGAGCCACGUUAGUGCCAAACCUAUUUCUGGUUUUUUGGACCACAUCAGCAAAGCCAAAGGGAGAGUCUUGUCGCUUGGAUAGCCCAGGACCUUCAUAUGCACUGCCCAGGCUUGUGUCCUGGGGAGGUCACUUCAGUGUUGCUAAUGCUAUGGUUUGACUUCACCCCUUGGAGCUGCACUCCAUUGUUGAGAAACGGGUGGAUGCCAAUAUCAUUAGUGUUUAAAGUCUUAACUAUUUGGGCCUAAAAAACCUGAAAGACUGCCUCCUUCCCUACAGAUCCUCUUGCAUGAGGGGGUCCUCCUGGUAGCAUUGUUUGGCAGUUGGCAGCCCCUUUCCUGUGGAAUUCCCUCCCCAGAGAGUUGCAUGUAGUACAUUCAUUUCCUAUAUGCUGAAGAUGCACCUGGGUAUGCUGGUCUUUUGACACCAAAGAUAUGUAUGUUAUGAUCCAUCCGAUUAUAAAUUGUUUUAACCAAUUUCAAUACUGAAUCAAUCCUAGAACCUUUGGGUCGUUUCACUCUUUUAGAAUUCUCUUCAUCGUGAGGUGCAAGUGGCUGUGUCUGUCUUGGCUUUUAAAUGGACACUGAAGACAUUGUGUUUUGUUUGAAGGGAUGGUGUAUACUGAUAACUGCUGUUUUCUUGUUUUUCGUCCACUAUUUGAAAGAUUGGAUAGUACUCAACACUAGUUCUACUCCCAUUGAAGUUAAUGGACAUGCUUAACUUACUUAAUGAAUUCAAGUAGGAUUUAAUUGAAUACAACUCUUUGCAAGGUGCCUUGCAUUCAAUAUGACCUCACAAUUUGACUUUCCCUUCUCUCAUCCAUGUGUUACAAAUGCACCCGCCUCAGACACCACAGCUUGUUAACAGCUUUAGUGCAUUUUUCCUGUGUUGCACCAAAAGCAGACUAUUAGAACAUCUUUGUUUCAACUUGUGCAUUUCCAUACUUUUCUGCAAGUUAUCUAGGCUUACGGACCAUUCAUUAACCAUUAAGAAUGAAAACUUCAAGGGAAGCUGGUUCUGUCAGUUGCCAAUACAGGUAGGUGCUAAUUUAUUUGUAACAUCAUGAUCUACCUAUGCCAUGUGGCCCACAAGUCAAAUAUUUUGAAGCCGAGGUCACAAAGCAAAGAAAAGCUGCUUUGAAAGGCAGGGGAAUUUUAGUGUGCAGAAGCAGCUGGAAGUGGCUGAUGGCCCAUUCCUAGUCACUCUCCAAGUAGGUUUUCCUUCUGUGGAGUUCAAAGACAGGAUCCAGGUCUCAGAUCCAUGGGUUUGCCUGUAACUCUCUGUUAGCCCCUUAGUUAAAUUGAUCUCACAAGAGCAGUUACGGUAAGUGUGUGGUUGACGCUUGCAUUGAUCUCAAGGGUAUGUACAAACACUUAGCUUUUGCUGGAUUGUAUCCUAGGUGCAGGGGUUGCAAACCUGUGACUCAUCAGUUAUUGAACUACAGCUCCCAUCAGUCCCACCCAGGAUGCCUGCCCUAUAUUCAGGGUUGAUGGCAGUUGUUAUGGGAAGGUACCACAUUAGCCACCCCUGCCUGUGAGUUGUGUUGAACUGUAUAACAUGAAGGAACUAGUAACUAAUUUCAAGGUGUUUGUCCAUCUACCGUAUAGUCACCCAGAACGUACAGUAAAAAGAAUAAAUAGAUAACAUGUAAAGCCAAAGGCAUGGUAAGUGUUCACAGUCUAUUUAAUAGUGGGACAUGGAUAUAAGUACUACACAGUUGUUGUUUUAGAACACAUUCAAUUUUGAUAUAAGCAUUUGCUACGGGAGGGAUUUGGGCUUUCCAUAUUCUACACUUUUAAAGAUUUAUUCUGCCAGUUUAAGCAAACAAUAUCAAAUUAUGAUAGCUGGUCUGGUCUUCUACUUAGCUUGGUUUCCUAAAAAAAAAAUUGUUCAUAAAGCAUUAGCCAAAUAAAUGUCUGACUUACUUCAGAACUCAAGGCUUUCUGGAUUUAAACACUGGAAACAAGCAAGAUAGUUUUCA